UUACAGUAGUGUGUGAGUGCUUUUUUUUAUGUGACAACAAAGUGUGCUAAAUAAACGACUUUAAAAAAGUUACUAAAACACUUCAAGCGGCAAAUUUGUUGCCAAAUAUCUGAUCUAAAUAAAUACAUAGCUCCAGCUACUCACUGAGUAUACGAGUAUAAAUGUAUGUAUGUUGAAAGCCUCUGUGAAUGACCGCCAAAUAGUUGAAACUAUUACAAGCAAAAAAAAAAAACACUUUUAAAGUAAACAAAAAUUACUUCACUUGAAGUUUGUGUUGUGAAGUAAUCGCGCUAUUAGGUAAUUUGGAUUUUUUACAAUCAUGCAGACCUUAAACGCUUCAGCGCUACUCGCUUUGAUCUGCUGUAAUGUUUUUCAGAUGACGUUUGCGAAAGAUUUUGCCUACUAUGGUGCCAUGGGACCCGAUCACUGGGGUGAGCAGUACAGUACGUGCAGUGGCAAACAUCAAAGUCCAAUCAACAUCGAUUCGCUUAAUGUGAUUCGGCGCACAUUCCCGCAACCACUCAAAUUCCAAUGGUUUCAGCUAACGCCCAAAAAUGCUGAAAUCCUAAAUAACGGCCACACUGUGGUGGUGCGCCUUGAAUACAAAGACGAACGUCCAACCAUAUCUGGUGGUCCACUUGAUGGUUCGUUCGCUUUCGAGCAACUGCACUUUCACUGGGGCGAUAAUGAUACGGUCGGUAGCGAGGAUCGCAUAAAUAAUGUAUCAUUCCCCGCAGAGUUGCAUAUGGUUUUUAGAAAUACAAAGUAUCAAACAUUUGGCGAAGCGGCAAAGCAUAGUAAUGGUGUGGCAGUUUUGGCAUAUUUUUACAAAAUAAUAGCAGAUGAUAACUCGGAUUAUGCUGAAUUCACUGAGCUGCUACAGCAUGUCAUCAAACCAAAUUCGGUAGCCAAGUUCGUCGAUCCGCCAAAUCUAUGGGAUUUCGUAAAUGUCUAUAUGGAGUAUUAUACCUAUGUAGGAUCGUUAACCACGCCGCCUUGCAGUGAGGAUGUGACUUGGAUUGAUUUUAAGGAACCAGUUGGCAUAUCAACCAAACAGAUUGAGCAUUUUCGACGUCUGCACUCGCACGAAAACACGCCAUUGACUCACAAUUUCCGUCCACUGCAGCCGCUUAAUGAUCGCACCGUCUUCUACUCGCUUCCAGUACCGGACCUCGAUGAUCCCGCCAUGGAUGCAAAUAGUGCAAUACCCUUUGUUGAUAAUUUGGCUGGUGGCGCAUCCAUGCGGAAGCCUAUUGAAAUCAAUUUCAUGGUCAUAAUGCUGAUAUUAAUUAGUUUAAUAACAACAACAAAGGCAGCGGCAUGUUUAGCUUAAGUAAGCAAAGAAAAUACUUAGUUAGAUAUUGUAAUAUGAAGUGGCUUGUAUUGCCUAUUAAUUUCAUGGUUAUUAUGUACUUGUCCAUUUGGUCGAUUUUUAUGGCCUAUAUGUAAGCCAUAUGUAUGUAUGUGCAUAUGUGCGUAUAUUAGAGAACGCGUACCACGCGUAAAAACAUAAUUUAAUACAACGCCAUCGAAUUGUUAAUUAAUACUAUCUAUAAUAUCUGUAAUUAAUUGUAUUUGAAAGGUAAUUUUCCCAAAUUAGAUUUACACACAUAAUUAUAGUAAAUAUGUAUAA
Molecule: messenger RNA, 1633 nt
Organism: Rhagoletis pomonella (apple maggot)
Lineage: Eukaryota; Metazoa; Arthropoda; Insecta; Diptera; Tephritidae
Product: carbonic anhydrase 7-like
Exons: 5
Coding region: 320-1333 (337 amino acids)
Cellular component (GO): cytoplasm
Molecular function (GO): zinc ion binding; carbonate dehydratase activity
Source: RefSeq, a predicted model, not a curated record